Molecule: messenger RNA, 1056 nt
Organism: Cyphellophora europaea CBS 101466
Lineage: Eukaryota; Fungi; Ascomycota; Eurotiomycetes; Chaetothyriales; Cyphellophoraceae
Exons: 3
Coding region: 1-1056 (351 amino acids)
Cellular component (GO): extracellular region
Source: RefSeq, a predicted model, not a curated record
AUGAAGUACGCAUCUGUCCUUGCCUUUGGGGUGCUGGCAGUCGCGCAGCUGGAGCCCUCUUGUGAGAGUGUCGUUACCGAAACCGCGUAUGCGACCUACUACUAUUGUCCAUGCUCGUCGACUUCAUCCCUCGCUUCGACGUUGCUGUCCUCGUCCUCGAGCACCACGCCUGGCGGCAAUGGUGUGGACCCGACCUUGACCGGUACACAGACAACGAGCACCACACCAGGCGGCAAUGGUGUCGACCCGACCUUGACCGGCACGCAGACGACGAGCACUGCCUCAGUCGAUUCCUCCGUCUCUACAUCCACGACCGUGUCCGUAUCCGUAUCCGCUUCUUCGGACUCCUCGGCCUCCCCUAUCACCGAGUCCAGUACCUCGUCAAGUCAAAUCUCUAUCGCUGAUCCGCCAUUGACGAGCGUGAGCCUUUCCUCUACCACAGCGCCUCCUCCAGGACAGAGCACGGUCUCCGUCAGCACCACCAGCCAGGCACCUGCAUCCACAGUCGGGCCAGCUGGCACCACGCAAACCAUUUCAUUGAGCACGCUUGGAGACUAUCAAUCUCGUGCACUAUUCUCGCACAACCUUCAUCGUGCCAAUGCGACUCUUGCCCCGCUCGUAUGGAACGCGACCCAGGCUUUGUAUGCCCAACAACUGGCCCAGACAUGCGUCUACGGCCACAGCAAUGCCCAAGGAGAUGGCAACUACGGCCAGAAUAUCGGAGCCGGUUUCACUGCAGAGCAGAUCCCUGUCAUGAUCACUAACAGCAUGUACAACAUGGAGAUCAACAACUACCCAGGCCCAUACGGCUCGGACAAUAUCCCAUUCACUCUUGACAGCUUCCGCGGAUGGGGCCAUUACUCGCAGAUCGUUUGGCGCGACACGACCUCCGUUGGUUGCUACACUCAGCGCUGUGACGGCGGACUGGCCAACACCGGCGGCAAUAUACCUCCGCUGUUUACCGUGUGCAACUACUGGCCACCCGGAAACGUCCAAGGCCAGUGGAGCAGGGUGGGAACGCCGUCAGGCGGCGCGAGUGUGCAAUUCAUCCAGUAA